Prunus armeniaca (apricot) is the source of this 321-nucleotide messenger RNA. Lineage: Eukaryota; Viridiplantae; Streptophyta; Magnoliopsida; Rosales; Rosaceae. The record is from the annotation of a GenBank genome assembly.
AUGGGAGCCGGAACUACCAGGUGUUUGGAGGGUACGGGUGUUGCCUUUGCCCCUGUUUACCCUUCUUCUGUCGACUUGGAGGGUGAAUUGCCGAAGGGAGUGCAAGGGGGUAGCGCUAGGCUAGCUCCGCUUUGCCUUCCGAACGACAAUCCCUCUUAUGGCAAAAAUGCAGUGGUUCGGCACUUUUGGGCCCAACUUAGUGAUGUAUGGGCCUUCGGAAUGCUCUGGGCCUCUGCAGGAGCGCCUAAUUUGCAAGAUAAGAAAAGCUCGAAUUUUGAUGUGGGACUAUUGGCAUUCACUGUGGAUGCUCCACGUGUCUAG